Molecule: messenger RNA, 483 nt
Organism: Aphanomyces invadans
Lineage: Eukaryota; Oomycota; Saprolegniomycetes; Saprolegniales; Verrucalvaceae
Exons: 2
Coding region: 73-414 (113 amino acids)
Source: RefSeq, a predicted model, not a curated record
UAUCAAAUUCAAAUAUCCGAAUUCUCGAAGUGCUUAUCCGGAUAUGCCGCUGCAGCAGUUUUGAUUGUGGCGAUGGGAGCGACGAGUUCCAAGUAUGUGCACUCGAGCAACGACUACGAGCUCGUGAUCAAGUGCUCGAAAGAGCUGGAGUACAUCUUGGAGUGUGAGUUCGGUGCGACGGGCAAAGGUCUCCACGAGAAAAUCACAGCAGUCAGCGGGAGCUUGUCGCCACAACUGGUCAAGCAAAUGCGAUUUCUCGCAACCAUUCGCAACAAGCUCAUUCACGAGCGUGGAUUCGACCGCAUACCCGAUCGUGGCCACUUUAUUUCGCAGUUUGAAGCGGCAGCCGGGGAAUUGGAGGCGCUCGUGUCUGCGCGACACGGCGGCACUUCGUCCAAUUGUAGUGUCAUGUAGUAGUGAGCCUAAAAUUGUAACAGCCUCGAGAAAUCCGGAUAUAUCCGGAUUGCACCCCUUCGCUCUUGU